GGAGGUCCUGAGGCUGGAGAAGGCACGAUCUCCGGUCCCCGCGUCCUGCGGGAGUCUUCUCAGCCGCCCGAAUCCACCUCAUCUCCGGGCAGGGCCGCAGGGAGGACGGCCCGGGGUCCGGUCCUCAGGGCGCGGGCGGGGUCCGCAGGGGUCAAGCUCGGGGUCGGGAAGGGUGAGGAAGUCCCUCAGUCUGCGAUCAGGGGUGCGGGCCGGGGUCCAGAACCGGAGGGCGGGCUCCGGAGGCUCGAGGCCGGGGUGGGAAGGGGAGUCGGGGCCCUUCCCCGAGGGCCGAGGCGCGGGGGUCGCGGCUGGGUCCGGCAGCCCGAGCUCUGCCAGGCCUCGCGCGCGCAGCCCGGCCCGCCCCGCGCCCCCGAGCCCCGCCCCCUCAGGAGGCGGCCAUGGCGGCCUGGCGGGUCCCGGCGUCCGCGCUCAGGAGGACGCGGCCCGCCGCCGCGCCGCCAGAGCCGCCGCCCCGUGAUGGAGCAGGGUUCCGACGGCGCCGCGGCGUCCCCCUCUGCUCCGUUGCGCGGGAAGACGGCGGUGGCCCCGGGCCUGACUCGCGGGGCGGGCCGGAGGAAGCGGCCAAGCGCCCGGCGAGCCAAGAGUUAACGGCGGCAGAGCGGCGGAUCGCGGAGCUACACGCGGCGGCCUGCACGGCUGGCCAGCUAAACUACGUGGACCCAGCUACCGGCUCCGUGGUGUUCACCCAGCUGGCCCACUUGCAGAGAGGCCAGUGCUGCGGCUCAGCCUGUAGACACUGUCCAUAUGGUCAAAUCAAUGUUAAAGAUCCAUCUAAAAAGAAGCAGUUCAAUUCAUAUUUUUAUGUGUGACAACAAUUUUAUCUCUAUUUUCCAUCUAAUUGAGCCUUAUUAAAAAUAAAUAAAUAAAAUUUUAAUCCAGAA
This is a messenger RNA of Bubalus bubalis (water buffalo), 902 nucleotides long. RefSeq names its product chromosome 5 C1orf53 homolog (gene C5H1orf53). The transcript has 3 exons. Bases 399 to 830 code for a protein of 143 amino acids. The record is from RefSeq and is a predicted model, not a curated record. Lineage: Eukaryota; Metazoa; Chordata; Mammalia; Artiodactyla; Bovidae.